Molecule: messenger RNA, 13207 nt
Organism: Rattus norvegicus (Norway rat)
Lineage: Eukaryota; Metazoa; Chordata; Mammalia; Rodentia; Muridae
Source: RefSeq, a predicted model, not a curated record
UCUUUCUUUUUUUUUUUUUAAUUUUUUUUUUAUUUAUAUGAGUACAGUGUAGCUGUCUUCAGACACACCAGAAGAGGGAAUCAGAUCUCAUUACAGAUGGUUGUGAGCCACCAUGUGGUUGCUGGGAAUUGAACUCAGGACCUUUGGAAGAGCAGUCAGUGCUCUUAACCGCUGAGCCAUCUCUCCAGCCCAAAGCCUUUUCUUUAUCAUCGCUGUAAGAUUCAGGAAAUACCAGUUUAGGGAGUAUGUUUUGUUUAUUUUAAAUAUUUUUUUUAUUUAUUCAUUUAUUAUAUAUAAGUACACUGUAGCUGUCUUCAGAUACACCAGAAGAGGGCAUCAGAUCUCUUUACAGAUGGUUGUGAGCCACCAUGUGGUUGCUGGGAAUUGAACUCAUGACCUCUGGAAGAGCAGUCGGGUGCUCUUAACCGCUGAGCCAUCUCUCCAGCCCUGUUUAUUUUAAAUAAAGAUGGUCCCAUUAUGUAGCCCUGGCUGUGCUGUGCUGGAACUCAAUGUGUAGACCAUGCAGCCCUUAAAUCAAGAAAUCUACCUGCCAAGUUCUGGGGUUAAAGGUACCGCUGCAUUCUGAAUUCUUACUUGUUUCUGGCCCUAGGGGUCCAGCUUGGGGCUUCUUGUGUGUUGGGCCCAUGAUUUACUGCUAAGGAAUUCUGGCUGCUCUUUUGGAAAAGCUUAUGAGGUGGGAUGUGUUUAUCACUGGUGAGAAAUUGCAUAAAGUAUUCUCGCCAGUGCCUGAGCAGAUAUGCAAAGUGCAUGUGCAUAUCAUCCAGCCUAAGUGUGUAGCACGCGGUUAGAUCUAGAGCCGUGCAUGUGUGUCCAGUGGCAACAUUGCCUAAGGAUACAUCACCCAGAUUGUGCCCCAUCUGUAAGCCAUGCAGCCUCUCAAGUACUGAAGAAGACCGAACCCAGGGUCUUACACUCGCUAGGCAGUCACUCUGCCAUUGAUCCAAGUCCCCAUCCCCAACCUGAAGGAAUCAGAGUAGCAGUGUUCUGCCUUUGAUCGUCUGCUCUUUGCUUUUGUACUCGACCAUCCAGCUGAUGACACGGUCGGUGCAUUCUCUGGUCACCAGCCAGCCUCAUGGUAGAGACUGGGCAUUCUUGGAUGAACUGUUAACAGCAGGAAGAGAAAUGGAUCCUAGUGUGGCGGUUCAGCCGUAAUCCCAGCACUUGUUAGGCUGAGGCAGGAGGGUCAGGAUGCCCGUCAGCCUGCACUGUAUUCAAGACCCACUUUCAGGAAACCAAAUACAUUCAACGGUGUGUAAAGGUUUAUAAACAAACAUGCCAUUCUAUUUAAGGGAUGAGCAUCUAGAGAUUUUGGUAUUUGUAUGGUAUCUGGGAGGACCUGACUAUAAGAUAUGAGUAGGGCUGGAGAGCUGUCUGCUCUUCCAAGAGGUCCUGAGUUCAAAUCCAGCAACCACAUGGUGGCUCAUUAACCAUCUAUGAUGAGAUCUGGUGCCCUCUUCUGGCCUGCAGGCACACACGCAGGCAGAACGCUGUAUACAUAAUAAACCUGGUAAAUAACUUAAAACAGACUCACUGUAAGUAACGAGAUGGAAGCCAUUGUUAAAAUGUUUAAGUGUGUGCUUGUGCGUGCGUGUGUUCCCACGUGUGGGUGCCUGUGGAAGCCAGAAGGGGCUGGGUCUCCCUGAAAUAAAAUCGCAGGCAGUUGUGAGCUGCCUGACACACACAGAUGGUGAGAACUGGAAGUGGUCCUCUGCAGGAGCGGGAAGCGUUCCUCCUGCUUAGUCAUCCCUCCAGCCCUGAGAAAUGCCACUUAUUUUAUACCAAACUCUGGAGAGAGAUUUUGGUAAGAACACAAUGUAGAAAUUAGUUAUGUCAUAUCUUUAGUAUAAUCACUCCUCAGCUAAAAAAAAAAAAUACAACUUAUUCCGUGUUUAUAGUUUAUCUCUUAUCCAAGGGAGCAUGUAGUUACAGAUACUUUCCCUUUUAUAUAUGUAUGGAAUAAUGGUUCUCCCUGGGUGGGCUUUAAAUAUGUCGGGGCGUGUGUGGUGCACUGGUGUGUGAGCAUGCAUGUGUGUGCAGCGUGUGGGAAUUGGUUCCCUACGGUCAGUGUGGGUUCUCUCGAGUGUUCGUCCCCGCUGAUCUCUCUCCAGGCCCCUCCUCCUUCCCGUCUUCUUUGAAAGCUCCUAAGUGGACAGGACCGCACAUACCUGCAGUCUAGAGCUGCCAGGCCAAGGCAAGGUUGCCAAUGUGAGGCCAGCCCAGGGUGAUGAUGAGGGAGAGAGGCUCAUCUCACUGAUUCUCAUCCUGGUUUGUCCCCCUCGAGGAAGGCAGGUAGGGGAGUGUGAGGAAGAAGUGGAGGGAGCUGGCCAGUGCCCUGUGAUAGCAGAUGUGCCAGCUUCCUGCUCUGCCUGCUUUUUCUCCCUUAGGGCCGCCUCUCCUGGGGCCUCCUCUCCUCUCCAGGCCUGUGCACUCCCCCUGUUUUUCUUGGUUUGUUCUUUAGCAAGUGUUCCAAGAAGACGGACUUUUUUCUCACCACAUUUUUUGUUCGCUUGUGGGUGGGUGUUCAUUUCAGGAAAGGAGAGUUUUCAGAGGAAAGGACCCAUUGGUAGGCAGCUGCUCUCUGGUGUAAAGAACAGAACUGGGUCAUACUCAGUUGAUUUUAAAGAAUUUCUCAUUGUUUGUUUUUGGUGUUUGGUUUAUUUGGAGACAGGGUUUCCCUGUGCAGCCCUGGCUGUCCUGGAGCUAAGGUCUGUAGACCAGGCUGUCCUCUAACUCAAAGAGAUCCUCCUGCCUCUACCUUCUGCCUCCCCACUGUUGUGCUAGAAUUAAAGGCAUGCACACCAUCUCCCUAAAGGGAUUUGGGAUGUACGAGGCUGCUUUCAGUUCCCAGCAAUGCACACACACACACAUACACACGUGCACACAUGUGCACAUGCACGCACGUUAAAUGAAUUAAAACCAGUCAUAUUUUAUGUUAAAGUCUGGGACUUUGUUUAUCCUAUCGUGAAACUAAACUGAAGCCCUGCCCUUGCCCCUCAGAUGCUUUGCUGGAAGGAUGUUACUGUGGGUAGAGUGACUUUCACAUGGAUUUACAUUCUCAGGGACAGUCCCAGCGCGUGCGCUUAGCCGGUGACUUUCUUCAUGAGUGGAGGAUUUUGACAGGUGGUGAAAGUCAUGAGAGGCCCAGGGCCUGACAGUGCACUGGGAAAAGGAUUCUCUCAGGAACUGAAUUGGUUUCAGAGAUAAAACUCUACCCGAGUGUGCUCACCUUCUUCUUCUUCCCUUAGAUGUGAAGUUAGUGAGUGGAAACUCAGAAAAAGGCCCGCGUAAUCUUCCCCCUCUUGUGUGUGUUCUUGAAGUACAUAAAGGUGGGUCAGAAUAAAACCAUCCUGGGCAUCUGCUGUCCUCCCAGGGCCUUGAACUGCAAUGGUCAGCGCACUGGGCGUCAUAUUUGGAGGUGGUUUUUCUGAGCUCCAACAUUAUUUAGAAGCUGAUAGAUACAGCCUGCUACUUUAGAUGGAUGCUUGCAGAGGCAAGCAGGCAGUGUAGUGAAGUAGUGAGCGCAGUGGUGAGCACAGUGGUGAAAUGCCUCCAUCCCCAGGGCCCACCUUGGCAUGGCAGCCUCCUUGGAUCCCUGCCUGAGUGCCUGAUGCAGUCCUGACGUUCUGGAGUCCAUGGCAAGCAAGCCUGCUCUCUAUUCUGGAGGGAGCCACGGCGUCAUCCUUCCCAUCUGUUUUGCACACACAGUCCUGACAAGAGGCCCAAGUGAGCACUCAGUAGGGCUGCAUACUCUUGGAAGCACAAAAUUGUACCAGAAAGGAAUGGCUCCACAGCACUGCGUGCACAUACUAGGGGCUGCUGGGACUUUAGAAAACCUCCCGAGGGGGCAGGCUAUUGGAGUGAGUGUCUUCUGUGGGUGGAGCUUCCUGUGAGCCUCCUCCCUCAAAGUAUUGCUCCCUGGACUUUGGUUGUCAUGCCCAUUCCUUCCAGAGCACUCCUUUAUGUACAUGAUGACGAUUCCCGUGGUUACAAACGCCAAUCGAUAGUUAAUUCUACUGUGUCCCCACUUGAUCAAAUGGUUGGUUACUGGCUCAGUCUCAUAGGUCAGUGAUUGAAUCUAGUAGGUCUUCACUGAGUCUACUAGAUCAAGAGUUGGACUGAGUAGGUCGUCACUUGCAGAUUCUGGAAGGUCAUCUGGUGAGUCUUACUGGUCAUAACUGGUUGGAUCUAGUAGGUGACUUGGUGGUUGUGGGUCUUUGCUGGUGCAUUCUGGCAGGUCGGAAGUGGACUCUGUGUGGAGGUUGGGGUAAGUCACAGCCAUAGCCCACAAGCCAGCGUCGUGCGGCAGCGAGGGUAGAAGCCACAGGUGAGCAGGAGACACUGAUUUCCUUAAAGAUUACUUAGUAUUUGUGUGUGUUGGUAUGUGCACAUGUCUGUGGGUGCUCUGAGGCUGGAAGAGGGCAUUGGAUCCCCUGGAAGUGGUAUUAACAGGCAGUUUGAGCAGUGUGAUGUGGGUGCUCUGAAACAAACCCAGUUCCCUGACAGAGCAGCCAGCUUUCUUCACUGUUGGAACAUAACCUUCAGCUCCUCUGGGUCCCCUUGACUGUGAGCUGUGUGAGGCCAUCAGCGGCUCCAUCCUCCAUGGAGCCUGGCGAUCCACGUGGGAAAAGUCAACCUCUGACCUUCAGACGUGUGCCAUGGUAUGCUUGUGCAAACACGAGUCACGUGCGCACGCAUGGUAAUAAAUAUAGCCAUGGUGUGCUUGUGCAAACACGAGUCACGUGCACACACGAGGUAAUAAAUUUUGAAAGGAAGAUGAAACAUCAGCUGUCGUCGUUUAUGUUUCUGUUUAGUGGCGGCCCUUUGCUGUUUUGUGGCCUUUGGGGCAGGGUAACUCCCAUCCCAGGCUGGCUUCAAAUUCACUGUGGCCUUGAUCUGCAGCAACACACACAAGGGCUAGGAUCGCAGGUGUGCACAAGCAUCUGGCCCAGCUGCUCUGUUUUUAGGGGACUUUUAUGUGGGGAUGCAGAAGUAGAAAUAGAAGGAUGUGUCACCACUCCUCCAGCCACUUCCCAGACUCCCCAGCACAUUGUCAGGAGGACGGUGGCCAUCGUUCACGAAGAAUCUUUCCCCAGACAAAAUCAACUUGAGCACGCUGAAAGGGGAGGGUCAGCUGACCCAUCUGGAGCUGGAUGAAGAGGUUCUGCAGAAUGUGCUGGAACUGCCUACCUGGCUGGCCAUCACCAGGGUCUACUGCAACAGGGCCUCCAUCCGGAUCCAGUGGACCAAGCUGAAGACACAUCCGAUCUGCUUGUGUCUGGAUAAGGUGGAGGUGGAGAUGAAAACCUGUGAGGACCCUCGACCCCCCAAUGGACAGUCUCCCAUCGCCCUUGCUUCAGGACAGAGUGAGUACGGCUUUGCUGAGAAGGUGGUGGAGGGGAUGUUCAUCGUGGUCAACUCCAUCACCAUCAAGAUCCACUCCAAGGCCUUCCACGCUUCCUUUGAACUGUGGCAGCUCCAGGGUUAUAGUGUCAACCCCAGCUGGCAGCAGAGUGACCUGCGUCUGACCCGCAUCACUGAUCCCCGCCGAGGAGAGGUUUUAACAUUUAAGGAAAUAACUUGGCAGACGCUCCGAGUCGAGGCAGACGCCACAGAAAACGGUGAUCAGGACCCAGUUACCACCCCGCUGAGGCUCAUUACCAACCAAGGCCGGAUCCAGAUAGCCCUCAAGAGAAGAACGAAGGACUGCAACGUGGUUGCCUCCAAGUUGACAUUCCUCCUGGACGACCUGCUCUGGGUGCUGACAGACUCACAGCUCAAGGCGAUGAUGAAGUAUGCUGAGUCGCUAAGCGAGGCCAUGGAGAAGUCGGCCCAGCAGAGAAAGAGCCUGGCACCCGAGCCUGUGCAGAUCACUCCACCUGCUCCCAGCGCCCAGCAGACCUGGGCCCAGGCGUUCGGGGGCAGCCAGGGGAACAGCAGCAGCAGUCGCCUCAGCCAGUAUUUUGAGAAAUUUGAUGUGAAGGAGUCCUCGUACCACCUCCUCAUCUCCCGCCUGGACCUGCACAUCUGUGACGACAGCCAGUCCCGAGAGCCAGGUGUGUCAGCAAACAGACUCACAGGAGGUGCAAUGCAGCUCACCUUCCGCAAGAUGGCGUUCGACUACUACCCCUUCCACCGGGCAGGUGACAGCUGUAAACACUGGGUGCGGCACUGUGAGGCCAUGGAGACCCGAAGCCACUGGGCCCAGCAACUGGUGACAGAGUUUCAGAGUAGGAUGGAGAAGUGGUGUGAGGAGAGCAGUGUGAAGCCACCUUGGCAUCUGGGGGUAGACCCUCCCUUUCGGAAGAAAGCAGAUUCUUUCUCUAGUCCUGGAAAGAGCCCUCUCGACAAAAGCCCUACUCAGGGCCGGCAAGCUGCCUUUGGGUCUCCAGCAUGGAGUCGCUUACGCUCUAGCUGCCUGGUUGUACGAGUAGAUGACCUGGAUAUCCACCAGGUUUCCACAGCCGGACAGCCAAGUAAGAAGCCGUCCACCCUGCUCUCCUGCAGUCGCAAACGCCACCGCCUCCCGAGCCAGGUGGCUGCCAUCCAUGUACAGUUCACAGAGUAUUACUUCCCGGAUAAUCAGGAGCUUCCAGUUCCGUGCCCCAAUCUCUACAUCCAGUUAAACGGGCUGACGCUUACCGUGGAUCCCGUCAGCUUGCUCUGGGGAAACCUCUUCUGCCUGGACUUGUACCGAAGCUUGGAGCAGUUCAAGGCCAUCUACAAGCUGGAAGACCCCAGGGGCAAGGAUGAGCACUUGGACAUCCGACUGGAUGCGUUCUGGUUGAAGGUGAGCUUCCCACUGGAGACUAGGGACCUGGCGAAGCUGCACCGUCCCCAGGCGCUUGUCCUCUCCACGUCGGGCGUGAUUGCCACCAACACCCGGCACGCCCCACACUGCAGUUGUCCAGACCUCCAGGGCCUCUUCCGGGGCUUUGCUGCCACCGAGUUCUUCCGCUCCAGCUACGGUCACUUUCCCAAGGUUCCAGGGGGCUUCAGCCUCCUGCACAUGGUCUUCCUGCACCACGCCUUCCAGACGGACUCGCUUCCCGCCCAGCCUAGUUCCCUGCCUCCUCAGAGGCCAGCGGCGGCCCAGGACCUUUGGUCCCUGCAUUUCACCCAGAUUUCCUUGGACUUCGAAGGCACAGAGAAUGUCAAAGGCCAUGCCUUGAAUUUUGUGGCUCCCUUCCCCCUGUCCAUCUGGGCCUGCCUUCCUCUCCGCUGGCAGCAAGCCCAGGCUCGGCGGCUCCUUUUGGCCUCCGAGGGGAGGCUGAAACCGUCAGCUAGCUUCGGCAGCCCUGUGCACUCUGAGGCUCUUGCCCCCGAGUCCGUGUCCCAUCAGAGGUCAAAGACUGAACGAGAUUUGAAAAGCCUCUCCGGCUCGGGGGAAGUCCUGGGGGCUGUGAGAGAAGGUGAUGCUGGUGUGGACCACAGAGGGCAGGUGGCUGAGCUGGAGGAUGUGGCAGACAUUCACAUGCUUGUACACUCCACUGCCCAUGUCAGAGUGAGGCUGGACCACUACCAGUACUUGGCCCUGCUGCGCCUCAUGGAGGUGCUUCAGGGCCUUCAGGAGCAGCUGACCAAGGACACAGAGGCCAUGACUGGGUCUCCCCUGCAGGACCAGACAGUGUGUGUUGGAGUUCUCUUCCCCAGUGCUGAGGUGGCUCUUCUCAUGCCCCCGGACCCCGGGGCCGCUCACGCAGACUCUGCGGGCUCAGACACCACCAGCCUCAUAGACUCAGAGCUGUCGCCAUCAGAGGACCGAGAGCCAAAGUCGGAUGCCUCCUCAGACCAGGGCCCAGUGAGCCCUGAGAAGGUCCUGAGGGACAGCAGCGCUGAAAAUCUGGAUGCGUCCCAGGAGAGGCUACAUGGUGAUGGGGAGCUACAGGACGUCGGUCCACUCGCACAGCAGCCAGCAGGGAAGAGCCAUGAGGCGGUCGAGUCUUUACAGGCCAAGAAGUUGAGCAGAGCUCAAACCGCCACCAGCCCACCGACUGCGGACAGGGAUGCUGCUCUGAAUGGACAAGGCGAGCCCAUUCCCUUGAGGAGCAUUGAGGGGGAAUUGUCCAGUGCCAUUCACAUGACCAAGGAUGCCACCAAAGAGGCUCUCCACGCUACCGUGGACCUUACCAAGGAGGCUGUGUCCCUGACUAGGGAUGCCUUCAGUUUGGGUAGAGAUCGAAUGACUUCCACCAUGCACAAGAUGUUGUCCUUGCCUCCUGCCAAGGAGGCCAUGGCCAAGUCAGACGAGGGAGUGGCGGCCCCAGCGAGUGGAGGUCCUGCCCGGCUCCGGUUUUUCUCCAUGAAGAGGACAGUCUCUCAGCAGUCAUUCGAUGGUGUCUCGUUGGACAGCGGGGGCCCCGAAGACCGGAUUUCGGUGGACAGCGAUGGCAGUGACAGCUUUGUGAUGCUCUUGGAGUCUGAGUCUGGUCCAGAGUCUGUUCCACCAGGAUCUGUGACAAGCGUCUUGGAUGAUAGUGGCAUUCAAGGGAGCCCUGUCAUGGAUAGCAGUGGCCAGGGGUUGCCCGAGACCAACAGCUCAGCGUCAGCCAGUGGAGACCUCGCCCUGCACUCGGUGUCAGUUCUGGUCCUAAAGGUGAGCGAAGUGUCACUUGGGCUUGAGGUUCGCGGUGAGGACCUGGCCGUAGCCUUGCAAGCACAGCAGCUGGCCCUGCAGCAGCUCGGCACCGUGGGACUCUGGCAGUUUCUACAUGGACAGUGCCCAGGCCCAAGCUUUGAGGGACCCUCGGACCUGAAGACUGACUCCACCAGGCCUGCUGUGGGUCUGCGUUUUGAGGUGGGGCCUGGUGCAGCUGUUCAUUCCCCGCUGGCCGCGCAGAAUGGCUUCCUGCGGUUCUCACUUCGGGGCUGUGACCUGGAGCUGUUCACCUCAGUGCUCAACGGUCUGGGGCCUUUCUUGGAGGAUGAGUGCGUCCCGGUGGUAGUCCCCAUGCAGAUGGAGCUCCUGGACUGCAGUGUUACUCUCAAGGAUGAUAUCCCUCCAAUCUAUCCAACAUCCCCUGGCCCUGUGCCCAUCACUUUGACAAUGGAGCGUCUCAUGCUGAAGCGGGGUGACGAUGGUGUGUUUCACCUUGGUGCUCCUGCUCAGGACAGGCCGUUGGCUGAAGGACCUGAGAAGCAGCAGCUCCCGAAAGAGCAGGUGCCCCUGGUGCCCACAGGACAGGGCUUGGGACACCAGGCUCAAGGAGAUGCUACUGUGUUCUCUAGUGGUGAACUGUUUCUCCUUCAGGAGAAAGGCUCGCCUACUCUGCAGCAAGAACUUGCAGACACCAAACAAGCACUGGCCAUUGCCAACCAGGACAGAGAAAAGCUGCUCCAGGAGAUUAGGAAAUACAACCCACUCUUUGAGCUUUGACAGCGGCUCAGCCGUCCAGGCUCCACAGAGAAGCUAUCACCAGCAACAGUGCCGCCUGGGACAGGCGCUGGCCCGGGAGCCAGCAGGGCCAGGAGCACACGUUCAUUCCUUGUGUGCUUCCUGCUGGCUGCCAGCCUGGGCGGAGGAGGAGCCGGCAGAGCAUGGCCGCACCCAGGAAUGGGGUGGCUCUGUCCCUGGCCCUGCACUGCGUCUUGCCAUUAAUGUAGCCUUGUAGUCCUCUGCACACUAGAGGAGUCUUCUCUACAUCGUAGAGCGUUUCACCUCCUGGUGUCACGGCAGUGUCUGCUUCCUUCAUGGCCUAUGUGAACAGGUGUCCACCGAGUCAUGCACACAGCCACCAAAGAUCCCGUGUCCUGGAGCUUCCUGUGGCGUACCUGAGAGGUCCUUGGCCUGAGUCUUGAAGUAGAUCGAUCAAUAGCCGAUCCUCAGGGGUUGAGGCAGAGGAGGUCUGCGAUCAGGGCAACAUGGACUCGCCUCAGUGGAACGGGAGCUAGGCUCGUGUCAUCUUGGCUGAUGUUCUGGGUCAAGCUUUCAUGUAGGAUUUCUUCGUUGUGAUGCUUUGACUCUGAAGUGGCUAGAUCCUCUUUCCCUGCAUAAGAAUUGGUUUGAGGUUUAAGUCAGGACAGGGCUCACCUGCUCCCGAGUGCUCAGCUGAGAGCAUGACAGGGUGGGGAUACAGUUGCUGUUUUCACAGCUGUCCAUGACAGGUCCCUUCCUUUCUGUUCCUGGAGUCACCUGCUUUCCCAGGACUGCCUCAUCUUUCUGCCUGUGCUUCUGGUAGGCUUCCGACUGAGCUAAACUUAGUUCUACCCACCUCGGUAUGCUGCCUCACUCCCCUCUAUUUGGUUUUUUAAAAUCAUGUUUCCCAGGUUUCCUUCUGGUCCUAUCAAAGUUUCCCCUUUCCUUCCGAUUGUCAGAGCUUGGCUCUGUGGUGUGCUGUCUGGGUAGAAGCACAGCCUGGCUGACUCGCUUACUUGGCAGAUGGUCUGUCCGUCUGUCGUGAGCUGGUGAUGCUCUGGAGUCCUGACUGUGGCUGAGGGAGGGAAGGAGGAGAACCAUUCCACGUAAAAAGGAGCACAGCUAUGGAAGGAUAAGGUCACACUGUUCAGACUUGCAGGGCCAGACAUGUUCUUCACCAAGGCAAAUUUCAGAACACCACGUCUUACAGAACUGGUUUGUUAAACUGAGGAGACACAGAUUUGGGGACAACAUCUUCUGGAGACAGUGUUAACAGGUGAAGUUCCCUCAUUUCAAAUUUUUUAUAAAUGACCUAGAACUUUAAAUGGUGAACUGUUUAUCCUUCAGAAUGCCAUUCUGUUUACAUUCGAUGUCACACAACUUGUAGACAGUGAAAAGCAGACCAGAAGACAGAAAUAACCAUAAAGCCACAGGGGAGUGAGCAAGGCUGUGAACAGGCAGCCUGACAGGAGAGGUUCAGCACAGUGGAGGGCUGGAGUGGAGCCCAGUAGUAGAGUAUGUGAGCGGCACGUGAGGGCCUGGGCUCAGCCCACGAUCACAAACUCUGUCACAGAAAUAAAGACUGUAUGUCUAAACAACCGCCACUACUACUAGAACCAAAUACUCAGGAAAGAAGCCAGAGCCUUGCUGAGGGAGCAGGGAUCAGUGAGAUGCUGUGGUCUAAAGCCCGGCGGUGCCCCAGCACAGGGGAGUGCCCUCAUCCCCCUACUGGGCACUUCGAUUGUACUUGUUUAUCUGGGAGUUGGAGAGUGAUCAAGGUGAAGACAUUGUCCUGAGGGGGGCAAGGGACCACACACAGGAUCGGGGACCCAAUCUUGAAACUUUAGUUCUGGGGCCCUGUCACUGCCUCAGGGAAAAAGAAAGCACUUUUAGCAAAGUCAGGAACUUGAAGGGCUUGUUGGAGAAGCGGCCCCUGUGUUUCUGACAUUCUUGGAGGGAAGGGAGAGCAGUAACUAGGAAACAGGAUCUUCAGGGUCACUUGACCUGGCUUACAUCAAAUCCCUUCCUCUUCCGCUCACUGCAUCCCCUCCCUCAGGAAAAGAUUUCUGACAAAUACUUGGUGCACUUUACCCUUGAGCUUGCAGUAGAGACCUAUUUUGUGUCAAGGACAAUGCCUUAAUGGCCAGAACGUCAGGUUUUUGAGCUAAGGGAGUCUGGGCUUCUUGUCCAUGUGCAAACAGAGAUGUAGAGUUCUGGCCCCCUUUAUGCUUUGGCCUUUGUGUCUUGAAAUCAGCCCUCGGGAAGGAAGCGUGGGAAGAUUACAUCCCAUGGCAUUUCAAUAGUGUCUUGCGAUUCCAUUGCCCUGUUCACUGGGGGAUGAGCAGGAGAGACUUGGCCAUAAUGCACCUGGCUGUGUGGAUCUCCAGGGUAAGGGUACGGGAAACCGUCAGGCAGUGCUUUUGAAGUUCAGCUGUGAAGUUGCAGUUUGCAAUACGAAAUACCUCGAGACUUCUGCAGGGACCGCAACACUGUCCCUCAGAGUGUUCAGUCACUGCACAUGGCCCUCAGCUGUAAAACUCUUUAUAGCUGCAUCAUCUGUGAUUGUCGAACUUUCCUGUUUACAUGCCUGUGCCGGCAGUGUUCCCUGGUGUGUGUAGACUUAGAGUUGAGCCCGCUAACUGGGCUGCAGAGAUGUGGCUCAAACUCAUUUUCAGUUUACUGGAAUGAUGAACGGAGUCUCUGAUGGUGCCAACAUGGCUUCUCUCUCUCCCCAUGAGCUGUUUUCAGUUUCACUCUCUGACCUUACCGAGCUAUGGGCUGCACUCUUUGUGCUCUGUGCUGAGAGAAACGGGACAUGUGAAGUAGAAAGUGUCGCUACCACAACUCAGCAAAGCCCGGAACCAAGUAUCUGCUGUCUUUAUGUUGUGUUGGGUUUUCCUUAGGGGCUCCAGAGGUUGAGCCCUGCAGAGGUGGUGUGAGGUUUCCUGGGUGGGAGCUUUGUAUUCCUGACCCCUUUCUUUCAUCUUGAUGCAUAAACUACCCAAGCUAGCAGAUUAACAUCUGCUUAAGACCACAACAGCCAGGACUCGUAGUUAUGAACUCUUGGAGAUGGGCAAUGCACGUUUGUCUGGGUGAUCAGAGCCUUGCAGGUGCCACCACUCUCUCCAGUCCAGUUCUCCAGGGUAGGUAUGGAGAGUGGCUGUUAGUGAAGAAAGAGGCCUUCUGCCCCCAAGGCACAGGGAAAAACUUGGUAACUUUUAACAGUUAAGCCUUGCUAAAGUGGCCAGGCCUGAGAUCUGAGCUUCCUGUUCUGCUGCUGUGUUUCUUAUCCUGUAUCCUUUAUCAAAGUGGACAUACUCCUGUGUGUUAAGAAUUUCCUAUUGGAGUUGUGAGGGAAAUUUUUUGUCAGUUUACUACUUUCUGGUGAAGAGUUAGCUUGAGUCUUACAUGCUUUCUGUGGAGUGCCCCCACGGAAGUGUCCUCUGCACUGGCUGAGCCAGUGAGUUUCAAUGUAAGUUCCUAAGUUAGAUCAGUCCAAUUACGUGAGUCUGAACUGUUUCCCUAACUCAGGGUGCUAAAAUAAGACUUGCUCAGGAAAGCUUCAGAAGAAAACAGCUUCCAAGCCUGCUUCCCGUGACACUCAGCAGCACAUGGGGAGCGGGCCAGCAGAUUGCCAACUACAUCAGGUAGCCUUACUACUGCUAAUCACUGUCAAUGCCCUUCAUUCUCCGAGGAGAGCAGUGAGAAUGGAUACAGUGAACUGAACCUUGGUCAGUAUUGGGAAAUUUACUGUUGAAAUAGCUAAUCGAGUCCCAAGUGUACUGGUUCUGUGAACCACCUGAAAAGCAAAAUAAAUGAUACCAUUGAAUGGCA